Molecule: messenger RNA, 2970 nt
Organism: Eutrema salsugineum
Lineage: Eukaryota; Viridiplantae; Streptophyta; Magnoliopsida; Brassicales; Brassicaceae
Product: TORTIFOLIA1-like protein 2
Exons: 8
Coding region: 213-2669 (818 amino acids)
Cellular component (GO): microtubule
Molecular function (GO): microtubule binding
Source: RefSeq, a predicted model, not a curated record
GUUUCCUCUCAACCACCUGAGAAAUUUUCCAUCAUUUUCUCGGAAACCAAAACAGAAAACUGAACCGCAUCAACUGUUGUUAUCUUCAUGGCUUAUCACUCUUUCCGCUCACCACCUUACUCGUGAAAGCUUCAGAGUGUUGGGAUUUCAAAGUAGCAGAUCUUUGAGAGCUCAAAAACCAAUGGUGUAAAUAGAGAAGCGGAAGGAGGCUGAUGAUGAAGACAACCAACAUGCAAGCACGAGGGAGAGGAGGAAACAUCAAGGCGGCUAAUCCACAACAGGUGAUCUUCGAGCUAAAGAAGAAAGUCGUCACUGCCUUGAACAAGCUAGCGGAUAGAGAUACACAUCAGAGAGGAGUUGAUGAGCUCGAGAAAACAGUUGAGCAUCUUGCACAGGACAAGAUCUCGUGUUUUCUCUCCUGUAUACUGGACACUGAUUCAGAGCAGAAGAGUGCUGUUCGCAAAGAGUGUAUCAGGUUAAUGGCUACUUUAGCUAGGUUUCAUCAAGGGCUUGUUGUGCCACAUCUCGCUAAGAUGGUCUCGAGCAUCGUCAAGCGGCUCAAGGAUCCGGAUACUGUUGUGAGAGAUGCGUGUAUUGAGACAAUGGGUGUUUUGGCUUCGAAAAUGAGCUGCUAUGAAGACAACGACUAUGGGGUUUUCGUUUCCUUGGUGAAACCGCUUUUCGAAGCCAUUGGUGACCAGAAUAAGUACGUGCAGUCAGGUGCAGCAUUGUGCUUGUCAAGAGUGAUUGAUAGCAGUCCUGAAUCUCCAGCUGCGAUUAUACAACGCAUGCUUACGCGAACCGUAAAGCUGCUUAAUAGCCCACAUUUCAUUGCCAAACCAGCAGUUAUUGAGCUUAACAGAAGUAUCAUUCUUGCCGGUGGGGCAACAACAAAGAGUGUGCUUUCCUCAGCAAUGAGUAGCUUUCAAGAUGCCCUUAAGAAUAAAGACUGGACAACUCGUAAGGCAGCCUCUAUAGCACUUAUGGAGAUAGCUGCUACUGGUGAAAAGUUUCUUGGGCCUCUCAAGGCUUCUUGCAUCUGCUCUCUAGAAUCAUGUCGCUUUGACAAAGUGAAACCAGUGAGGGACUCAGUUAUCCUUGCCUUGCAAUAUUGGAAAGGUGUCCCUGGUUCUGAUAGUCCAGAGCCAUCUGAAACUGGAUCCUCUGCAAAAGAAAGCUAUAAUGGAGCUCGAGAGAGUAGUGAGCUUUUCAGCACCAGUGACUCUAGAUUGAAGGAUGUUACAUCUAACAAGUAUGUAACAGAUUUGGCAAGGAAAAAGGUCCCGGUUACUGCCAGGAAGGCACCUACACGUUACAAUGACGAACCUCGAAAGACUAAACAAGAUAACUGGCAUAUCGAAAUCGCAGUCCCGGAAUCUCCUGUUGUCUCCAAGGUUUAUCUUCACACUGAAGAAUCAGAGGGCAGUUGCAUCACCAAAACAUUUGCAGAAUCGAGAAACACGCCAGAAGUGAAAUAUGAGUACAUUCCAGUGGACGAUAAGGCAGAUUGCUAUGUAACUGACGCUGUGAAUGAAAACGAUGAUAUCAAGUCAGUAACAGUUUCGUCCAACAGUUUCCUUGCAAGUGGUAGAGUGAAUCUAGCCAUAAUGACUAAGCAGUUCGCAGCUGAAGAAACUGAUUCUGAGGAGCAGCAAUUCUCAACCAAAGUGAAGAAUCGUACAAGCCUUGACUCUACUUUAACAGUGUCUAGCCCUCGAACCAUUCAUGACUGCUGUGCUCAGACUGCAAAUGAGAUGGCUUCUGUUCGUAAACAGCUCUCAGAUAUUGAGAAUAAACAAUCACAACUGAUAGAUCAGCUCCAGGCCUUUUCAACAGGAAUAAUGAACAACUUUUCAGCUCUUCAAUCCAAGGUCUUAAGCUUAGAAUAUGCAGUGGAGGGGAUAGCUCAAAACUUUGUCCUGCAUUCAGAUAUAUCAAACUCCAAUUUUGUGAAGCAAAACCAAGGUCGUACUGUGUCACCGAGGCUCUCUAGUUGCACUUCGAGAAAUUCUGCGGAUAUCCACAAUCGGCAAUCUACAUUAUCAUCUUCCAGGUACUCAACGACUAGGGAGAACAAAACACAUGGAAGAAGCAAACUAAAUGAGUCACAGGGUAUAGAGAAAACGCGGAGUAACGCUUUUGGUAAGACUGGUCAACAACAUGGUAGAGAAGACAUUUGGAACAACAUUGGACAUGGAAGACAAACAUCGAUCCAGACCCGGAAAAGUUCUGAAAGCAUAGGACAGCAUUACGCAGAGGUGAUGAGUGGGUCGAGGAAACCUGUGAAUCCAUGUGAAGAUUUGGUUGAAUCAGAGUAUCUAGAAGUGCUUUCUGCUGGUGAUGAGAUAGCACUUGUCGAGCUUCUUGACAGAACCGGCCCUGUGCUGGACAGUUUGUCAUCAAGUACCGUAAAUGAGCUUCUCAGUAUACUUCUCUCUUACCUCCUCGAACGAAGAUUCAUGAAUUCAAUACUUCCUUGGUUACAUCAGGUAGCUGACUUGAGCACUACAAAUGGAGCUAAUUAUCUGAUUCCAUCUGCGAGAAAGAGAGCUCAAGUGUUGUCUGCAAUUCAGGAGACUUCAGGCAUGGAUUUUUCAAAUCUUGCUGAGAGAAGAGCGGUUACUCAAAUAGCAAUGAAGUUGCGCAAACUAUGGGGAAAAUGCUCCUAAUCAUUAGGUGUGCUGAAGUAGACAGGACAUUGCUACAAGCUGGUGUCUUCCACGGAAAGCGUUGUUACUUGGAUUGAGAUUCGCAAUGCGAUUUGAUUGAAGAACGAUUUCGAUUUUUAAAGAAUCUUGUUGCAACAGAUUGUUUCGAUCGUUUUUAUCAUUGUCUAGUGUUUGUUGUUGUUCUUGAUCGUUGGUUUCAUGAUUUGAUUCGCGUAGUAAAAAGAAAGGUGAGAAAAACGCACUGAGAGAGAUAUCUGAGUGCUAAUUUACAACGAAAAUUGCAACAAUGACUUGUAUCAUA